Teleopsis dalmanni is the source of this 1091-nucleotide messenger RNA. RefSeq lists its product as uncharacterized. Lineage: Eukaryota; Metazoa; Arthropoda; Insecta; Diptera; Diopsidae. The transcript has 3 exons. The coding region runs from base 317 to 1012 and encodes 231 amino acids. The record is from RefSeq and is a predicted model, not a curated record.
GUAAUUACUAUUUACCGGAACAUAACUAAACUUGUUUAAACGGUUCAAUUUUGUUGAUCUAAUAUACUUUAUACUUUAAACGGUUCUUAAAGUUUCAUUUCUUCUGUUUUAGAACUUUUCUCACAGACAAUUUUAUUGGAGCACUACAAAUAAACAAGGAGAAGCAAUCCUUCAAGGAGAAGCAAUCAGUUUCAGUCAAAGUAAGAACUACUAAAGCAAGGAGAAUAACUAGUCGUGUGGCAAAAAUUAUCUCAAGUACUGAAGGUUAACUUUAUUUUACAAAAAUCCUACUUAAACACCGUCAUCAAGAUUCAUAAUGCCUGAAAAUACAAUGGUUGGUGGUGUUGCAUUGUCUGGGGAUGACAAAUCAUCUGCAAGCUCAGGUGGUGAUUUAGGUGGUAAUUCAAUUGUUAAUGCAGUUGAUAACUCUGGUCGUGUUAAUGCAGGUGGCAGCGCUGAGCCAGUGGUUAAAAAUUGUAAUUGGAGGUCUACUCGUUGGGACUCAGGCACAUCUAAACCAGAAGAACGUUAUUCAUCCAUUUCGCCUAUGUUUUUGAAUGCUUUAGAGUUGGAGAAAAUGUUUGAUGCUGAAUUGGCGGCUUUCAAUGCGGCUCUUCUUAAUGCGUCUAAUGAUGCGGUUAUUAAUGUGCCUGAUGAUGCGGCUACUAAUGCGUCUAAUAAUGCAACUAUCGAGCUUAGAAGAAGAGGUGAGGCUAAUAGAAUUAAGCGACAACAUCUUCAUUUAAUCCAGCAAAAUUUUUCUGAGUUUUUAUUCCGUCCAACUGGUCAGCUGCGUACGAAGAAAAUGAAAAAUCCUGUUAAAAAAUUAAAUGAUAUGGCGGUUAAAUUGAGUGCAGAUGAUUGUGAUCCUACCCAACCGAUCGGUCGUAAGGUUAUUAUUGAGGUCAUAAAGCUUAAAGAAGACGAAGAAAAAAUUGUCGUUGAUUCUAAAUCUUCAAAUGUUCGUAAAUCUUAUUUGGAAUCUGAGGAGAGUGAUGCUGAAUCGGACUAAUGAAUUUCUACACAACUUUCAAUUCUUUUAAACGUGUUUAACAAUAAGUAAUAAAUACAUGCGUAUAUUAACAAAAAUA